AUGGGUGCGAAAGACUCGAAACCAUCUUUUAUAUCAUAUGAGGAUGCAGUGAAACGAGUGUCUGAUAGUGAAUUGAGACGUAUACGGGAAGCAUUCAAGAGAUGUGCCGGUGCAAACGGUACAGCCUUGAGUUUGGAGGCGUUUGUCCACGAAGUGCUGUGCGAUGGAGUUCCGUACGAGGUAGCGGAGUGGCUGUACCAGGCUUGCGGUGGGACGAAGAGAGGCAUAGCCUUCCGGGAGCUGUUGUGUGGCAUCGUAGUGCUCACGAAGGGUAACAUCGAAGAAAAAAUAAAGUUCCUCUGGACUCUCUACGUGAACAACCAAGGUGAUAAUGGCACGUUUAUUUACAAACGUGAUUUUGCACGAACUCUUCACCUGGAACACACGUCUUUACCGGCGACAGCCAGCAACAGAGCGAAUGAGGUCCUCCUCAGCCUCUUCGGAGCUGGCGAGAAGGUCACUUUCGACCAGUUCAGGUCAUGGCUCCUGAUUCACAAAGAUGCUACGGUGCUGUCCAAAUGGCUGCUCUCCGAAGUGAAUAUUGCUCAAGACUUGGAGACACCCACGUUUUACCAGAGUUUGGCUGGCGUCACACAUUUAGAGGAGAGGGACAUAAUCGAACUAGAGAAGUGUUUCUGGAGUCUUCGAAAUGCAGCUCCAACGGGACAGUUGGACGCCGAGAGUCUGUCUCCGCUGCUGUCGCCUCCACUACCGGCAGCUGCCAUCGCGGGUGCGUUUCUUGCCUUCGAUGAGAACAGAGACGGACAUGUGGAUUUCAAGGAGCUGUGUUGCGGGCUCAGCGCCGCUUGUAGGGGACCCAGGACUGAACGUUUAAAAUUUUGCUUCAAAAUAUUCGACCUGGACAGUGACGGAGUUCUCAACAAGAAGGAGCUGAUCGACAUGGUAGGGAUCCUCUGCACCGUCGCCAAUGAAAACUUGAAGAAUCAAAACUCUAGGGCGUCCACGCCUUCUGAUGGUAAUGACUCCGAGAGUACAGACAAGGGUUUCGAUCCUGAAGUGAUUUUAAUGAAUAUCAGGGAGAAGUUGGUGACCGUACCAAGAAACGGUAGAAAACCAAUAUUUCAUCUCGGGCCUAACGGAGACAGCAAUGACAAAGAUAAGGAGGUUGCUGUCACGAAGGAACCGGAUGCAGAUUCCGAGGCAAUAAUAGCCAACGACAUGGCACUCACAUUGGAAGACUUUCUGAUCUGGAGCGUGGAGACCGCGGAGAAACUGGUGACCCCGUUCUUGGAUCUGGUGUUCGAGGUGUGCCACAUUGUGUUGGGACUGAGGCCUCAGUGCAAACAUCAAGAAAGAGAUAUAGUUCUCGGAUGGUUACGACGCGAAGUUCAACGUGGUUACUCUGUUGGACAGUUUUGGUACCUUAUAGCCUCGGAGUGGUGGAGCAGUUGGCUCGGCUACACGGCCGGGGGAAGCACCGACUCAUGUUGUCGAGCGCCUCAACGAAACAUCGACGAAGCUAUCGUCUGCGAUGAAAGUUUUACUACUAAUUCAACAGAGUCGAUGGGGUCCCUGCUGUGGCGCGCAGACAGCGCGUCCCUGGGCAGCGCGGGCAGCAGCAGCGGCGUCAGCUCCGCGCCCGCGCCCCGCCCCGCCCGCGCGCCCCGCGCCCCCGGGCCCAUCGACAACAGGCGCCUGCUCGCGCCUGACCAUCUCAAGGUGCGGACGUUGACCGGCGAGGGCGGUCACCUGCGGCGUGACGUGACCCUGGCGCAGCACCGCGACUUCGAGCUCGUGCCGGACGCGCUGUGGCGAGCGCUCGCCGUCUGGUACGGGGCGCCUGCACCGCUCCCCAGACAGGUGAUACGGCCCCCAAAUUCGGAUGUAGAGUUAGAAUUGUAUCCGCUGCAGUUAAAGAUAUUGCGGCAUGUCCCGAGUACACAAAGAGCGGCGUCCCUGGGCGGCGUGUUGGGCAGCGUGCCGCUGGCGCCGGCCCCGCCCGAGCGGCAGCUGGCCUACAGCGCGGCCUUCUCGCGCCUCGCCACGGUGAAGCAGGUGUGCGAGUUCCUGUGCGGCGCGCUGGGGCUGGCGCGCGAGGACGUGCGCCUGUGGGCCGUGGCCAGCGCGGCCGUGCUGCUGGACGACGAGCGGCCCACGCUCUACGAGCUGCGCCUGGACGAGCGGCCGCGCCUGCUGCUGGAGCUGCGCAACCCCGACCUCACCUGGCCCGAGGAGAUCGGCGCGCUCGGUAUAUGUAGCGGUAGUCGCGCGACAGAACGUCGGGAGACGCUGAUCGCGCCCAACCUGCCCGGCGCCACCGGACUGCACAACCUCGGGAACACGUGUUUCAUGAACGCCGCCCUACAGUCUGUGUGGAAUACGGGUCCUUUGACGCGGUAUUUCAAUUCGGGUAUGCAUAUGUACGAAGUGAACACAACCAAUCCACUCGGUACUAAAGGUGUACUAGCGUUAAGAUAUGGAGAACUUUGUAAAGAGGUGUGGUCGUGCAGCGCGCGCUCGGUGGCGCCGCUGCGCGUGCGCUGGUGCGUGUCGCGCUGGGCGCGCGCGCUGGCGGGCGGCGGGCAGCACGACGCGCAGGAGCUGCUCGCCUGGCUGCUGGACGCGCUGCACGAGGACCUCAACCGCGUGCGCCAGGCGCCCAAAGCGCCCAUCCACCACCACGACUCCGACGGCCGCCCCGACCAGGUGGUCGCAGCGGAGGCUUGGGAGCAGCACACGGCCCGCAACAGCUCCAUAAUGACGGACCUGUUCUACGGCCAGCUGAAGUCCAAGGUGCAGUGCGACACGUGCGCGCGGGAGUCCGUGCGGUUCGACGCCUUCAACAUGCUCAGUCUGCCGCUGCCCAUGGAGUCUUACGUUAGCUUUGAAAUCAGAGUGAUGUUGCUCGACGGAUCUGUGCCCAUCAAGUACGGUGUGAGAGUCAACUCUGAAGGCACGUACCUGGAUCUCAAGAAGAAACUGUCAGAGCUGUGUGGUCUGCCGCCAGAGGCGUUGCUGAUAGUGGAGCUGUCGGGGGCGAGCAUAGGGCGGGUGUUCGAGGACGGCGCGAAGAUCUCGGGCGUGUCGGCGCUGGAGCUGUUCGCGUACGAGCUGCCGCACUCCGACUGCGAGUCGGACGACAGCGACUGCGACGACACCGCCGCCGACACCAACGGCUGGUGCUCGGAGGCGGUGCAGUGGGCGGAGGUGAGUGUGGGGCGCGGCGCCAAUACUUCCUCACUCUGCAUGCCAGCACUCUUCUGCUUCAAGCGGUCGAGAUCGGAAAUUCUUAUGUCCCAGAGUCCACCGAACACAUUCUACAACCAGGCGAAGUAUACCGACCACAGCUAUCGGAGCAGCACUCUGCCCAAAGACUUGAAGAAAGAAGUGAACGGGAACAGCUCCCCGACUUUAAGCGUUAAGUCGUUGAACAUGAAGCCGUCGAGCCCGCGUUUGCCUAAGGUCAAGUUCGGCUCGUCGCCCUCCAACAUGUGCAAGAUGGAUUCCCCUCCCACUGUCGUGCCGGCUACUGGCAAAUUGCAGUAUUUGGUCGCGGUUCACAGGAAGCAGUGCCGGUCGGACGCGUACUUCCUGCCGUGGCAGCGCAGCCGCUCGUCGCUGUUCGGCGUGCCGCUGCUGGUGGGCGUGCGUGGCGGGCGGGGGGCGGGGGGCGCGGCGCUGUCGGGGCGCGAGCUGUACGCGCGCGUGUGGGCGCAGGUGGCGCGCCUGCUCAGCGCGCGACCCAAGCACCACGACCAGCACAACCACGCCACCGAUUGCGACGACAGUCUGGGCUACGAGUUCCCGUUCCGCGUGCGCGUGGUGCGCGCGGGCGGCGCGUGGUGCGCGCGCUGCGCCUGGCCCCGCCUGUGCCGCGGCUGCACGCUGCCCUCCGACGACACGCCCGUCUGCUUCGACCCGCCCGGCAAACGGCGACGCGCCCGCAAGCGCUCGAGCGUGGCGCCCGCCGCGCUGGAGAGCGACGUGCCCGACUCCAGCUCGCCCAUAGCUAAGGCCAAGCUCAACAGGCUGGCUGCCGCCAGACUCUCCACCGAUUUCGUAGAAAGCGAAAGCGAGUGUUGUACCGUGGACGGCAUGGAGCUGGGCGCCCUGCUGUCUGCCGCGCGACGCGGCUCCGUGGUGCUGGCCAUUGACUGGGACCCCACUGCUCUGCAUUUAAGAUACCAGUCAACGAGAGAAAAGGAGCUGGUAGAGCACUGGUCGGUCCGCGCGUCUCGCGCAGAGGCGGCCCGCGCCGUGGACCUGGCGUCGUGCCUGCGCGCCUUCACGUCGAGCGAGCGGCUGGAGCAGCCCUACCACUGCGACGGGUGCCGCUCCGCGCAGCCCGCCACCAAGAAGCUGCAGAUAUGGAGGCUACCGCCCAUCAUGAUAGUUCACCUAAAACGCUUCCAGUACGUAAACAACAAAUGGAUAAAAUCCCAAAAGGUGGUGAACUUUCCGUUCCAAGACUUCGACCCGACGGAGUACCUGGCGUCCGUGCCGCAGGAGACCAUCCUCCGGCACAUGGACAUCAGCAGCUUCAAGCCUCGCUCCUCGGUGUUCGUCGACGACACCAUUUCCGAAUCGGACACGGACAAUGACGACGAUGACGUGCAUUUCAGUUCCGCGCCUAAAGAAAAGGUCAUACCUAAAGAGAAAGUAGGGAGUAAACGCAAGAGCUCAGGGGAAGUGCGGGGGAGACAGCGGCUGGAGUCCACCAGCCUUGUGACGACUCCAGUGACGGACGACAACCUGAUUGACUACCAUCAGCAUCACUUGCUCAACGACCAGGACCCCUUCCAACUCAAAUACAGAUUGUAUGCUGUUGUUUCGCACUCGGGGCAGCUGAGCGGCGGGCACUACGUGGCGUACUGCCGCAACCCGUCGGGCGCGUGGCUGUGCUACAACGACAGCUCGUGCCGGGAGCUCGCGCCCGCGCCCGCGCCGCCCAUCGACCCCGCCGCCGCCUACCUGCUCUUCUACGAGCGCCAGGGGCUCAGGUACACUCACUCCCGCUCACUCACUCUCCCGACUACACUCUACAACGACAGCUCGUGCCGGGAGCUCGCGCCCGCGCCCGCGCCGCCCAUCGACCCCGCCGCCGCCUACCUGCUCUUCUACGAGCGCCAGGGGCUCAGGUACACUCACUCCCGCUCACUCACUCUCCCGACUACACUCUACAACGACAGCUCGUGCCGGGAGCUCGCGCCCGCGCCCGCGCCGCCCAUCGACCCCGCCGCCGCCUACCUGCUCUUCUACGAGCGCCAGGGGCUCAGGUACACUCACUCCCGCUCACUCACUCUCCCGACUACACUCUACAACGACAGCUCGUGCCGGGAGCUCGCGCCCGCGCCCGCGCCGCCCAUCGACCCCGCCGCCGCCUACCUGCUCUUCUACGAGCGCCAGGGGCUCAGGUACACUCACUCCCGCUCACUCACUCUCCCGACUACACUCUACAACGACAGCUCGUGCCGGGAGCUCGCGCCCGCGCCCGCGCCGCCCAUCGACCCCGCCGCCGCCUACCUGCUCUUCUACGAGCGCCAGGGGCUCAGGUACACUCACUCCCGCUCACUCACUCUCCCGACUACACUCUACAACGACAGCUCGUGCCGGGAGCUCGCGCCCGCGCCCGCGCCGCCCAUCGACCCCGCCGCCGCCUACCUGCUCUUCUACGAGCGCCAGGGGCUCAGGUACACUCACUCCCGCUCACUCACUCUCCCGACUACACUCUACAACGACAGCUCGUGCCGGGAGCUCGCGCCCGCGCCCGCGCCGCCCAUCGACCCCGCCGCCGCCUACCUGCUCUUCUACGAGCGCCAGGGGCUCAGGUACACUCACUCCCGCUCACUCACUCUCCCGACUACACUCUACAACGACAGCUCGUGCCGGGAGCUCGCGCCCGCGCCCGCGCCGCCCAUCGACCCCGCCGCCGCCUACCUGCUCUUCUACGAGCGCCAGGGGCUCAGGUACACUCACUCCCGCUCACUCACUCUCCCGACUACACUCUACAACGACAGCUCGUGCCGGGAGCUCGCGCCCGCGCCCGCGCCGCCCAUCGACCCCGCCGCCGCCUACCUGCUCUUCUACGAGCGCCAGGGGCUCAGGUACACUCACUCCCGCUCACUCACUCUCCCGACUACACUCUACAACGACAGCUCGUGCCGGGAGCUCGCGCCCGCGCCCGCGCCGCCCAUCGACCCCGCCGCCGCCUACCUGCUCUUCUACGAGCGCCAGGGGCUCAGGUACACUCACUCCCGCUCACUCACUCUCCCGACUACACUCUACAACGACAGCUCGUGCCGGGAGCUCGCGCCCGCGCCCGCGCCGCCCAUCGACCCCGCCGCCGCCUACCUGCUCUUCUACGAGCGCCAGGGGCUCAGGUACACUCACUCCCGCUCACUCACUCUCCCGACUACACUCUACAACGACAGCUCGUGCCGGGAGCUCGCGCCCGCGCCCGCGCCGCCCAUCGACCCCGCCGCCGCCUACCUGCUCUUCUACGAGCGCCAGGGGCUCAGGUACACUCACUCCCGCUCACUCACUCUCCCGACUACACUCUACAACGACAGCUCGUGCCGGGAGCUCGCGCCCGCGCCCGCGCCGCCCAUCGACCCCGCCGCCGCCUACCUGCUCUUCUACGAGCGCCAGGGGCUCAGGUACACUCACUCCCGCUCACUCACUCUCCCCGACUACACUCUACAACGACAGCUCGUGCCGGGAGCUCGCGCCCGCGCCCGCGCCGCCCAUCGACCCCGCCGCCGCCUACCUGCUCUUCUACGAGCGCCAGGGGCUCAGGGGCUCAGGUACCCUCACUCCCGCUCACUCACUCUCCCGACUACACUCUACAACGACCGCUCGUGCCGGGAGCUCGCGCCCGCGCCCGCGCCGCCCAUCGACCCCGCCGCCGCCUACCUGCUCUUCUACGAGCGCCAGGGGCUCAGGUACACUCACUCCCGCUCACUCACUCUCCCGACUACACUCUACAACGACAGCUCGUGCCGGGAGCUCGCGCCCGCGCCCGCGCCGCCCAUCGACCCCGCCGCCGCCUACCUGCUCUUCUACGAGCGCCAGGGGCUCAGGUAUGAUGCAUACCUACCCGACAUAGAGGGAAAAGAGCCCACAGUCAAAGAUCCGGACAUCCUCGAUCCAGACGACACAGACUUGAAGAAAAUGUGCUCGAUUAUUUAG
Messenger RNA from Arctia plantaginis, 7149 nucleotides. The record is from the annotation of a GenBank genome assembly. Lineage: Eukaryota; Metazoa; Arthropoda; Insecta; Lepidoptera; Erebidae.